Molecule: messenger RNA, 1151 nt
Organism: Prorocentrum cordatum
Lineage: Eukaryota; Dinophyceae; Prorocentrales; Prorocentraceae
Source: the annotation of a GenBank genome assembly
AGCCAUGAUGGUUCUAAAGGCUCUGUUAUGUGCGCGCAGCUGAAGUCGUCUUCUGAACUUGCUGCACAUGGCCGUCAUCCACAUGAGUGGUGUUGGUCCUUCCAUGCCUGCCUGCUGCAUGCUGCAGCUGUUCGGUUUCGUCUGGCUGACCCGGAGACCCCCGCGGAAUCCGCAAGGCGGGUGAUGAAGUUCAGCGAGCCUGGCUUGUGCUACGCUGCGCCCAUGGGCAGAAUUUUCAGAAAGAACUAGAAUCAGAUCGGAGAAAACGUCGACCAUGGGAAGCGACUGGCCUCAGACAUGAAAGGUCGGCGGAUUUGCUGGCCUCGUCCGCGAUGCAAACACGUUCGUGAUAGAUAACUACUUCAUGCUGAGGCGACUGGGUCUGCACUUCAAAGACUACCAGUUCUUUGUGUUUGAGAGUGAUUCCAUCGACGACACCUACACUGUGAGCCUUCCUUCUCAAUGGGAUGCACGGUUUAACUUCCAGACCAAAAUCCUCAACAUGUCGGUUGAGCGGGGGUUAGAGAGGCACAGGAUGGAGCGGAGUGUCGUUCUUCGGAAUGCAUUUCGGGAUUUGAUCGAAGAUUUUGUCAGCACCCGACAUGGUUGGGACUUGGUCGUUAUGUAUGACUUCGAUAAUGCAAUCGCUCCGCGUGCCAUUCCACCUCAUGCGUUUUUCAAUGCGUGGGGUCGGCAGGAGACUCGUAAUGGAGCUUGGGACAUGCUUUGCCCUAAGCGGUCUGAGGCAUCCAUGCGGCAACACACAGUGCCAGGCUUACCACUACGACUGUUUUGCCUUCCGGGAUGAGCACUUCGACUCGUUCAAUGCGGCUCGCGAUGGUGGCGUGGCCGCGAACUCUUUUGCCCAGUACGAUUUGGACCCUGUGCACUCGUGCUUCGGGGGGCUGGCCGUGUACAAGACCCAGAAGCUCCUGGGCUGCCGCUACAGCGCGAGCGAGUACGACAGCGAGCACGUCGGACUCAACAGCUGCAUGCGCGGGCAGGGCAGCCACUGCCGCCUGUAUUUGGACCCGCUCCUGACGCUGAUCGCCGACCCGAUCACCCCGCUCAUAUGCCACCCCAACGCCGCGGUCCUCUGAGCAGCGCCGCGCACGCCCGGCUGCGCAGGCCGGUGGCGGAACCUGGGGAGG